Messenger RNA from Colossoma macropomum (tambaqui), 806 nucleotides. RefSeq names its product proline-rich transmembrane protein 1-like. Bases 131 to 403 code for a protein of 90 amino acids. The transcript is spliced from 2 exons. Gene Ontology annotation, cellular component: membrane. The record is from RefSeq and is a predicted model, not a curated record. Lineage: Eukaryota; Metazoa; Chordata; Actinopteri; Characiformes; Serrasalmidae.
CAACCCACCUCCUCUCUAUGUAAAGAACUGCUGCUGACUCCCGACCCACAUUCUUUCUGAAGCCCUGUCUGAAGCAAGUCCACUGUUUUUCAUUCUUGGCUGAACGCAAGCAGAAGAAAAAAAGGGAAAAAUGGACGGGAAAAUGACCGGAGGUCCGAGCGUGGCUAAUGCCCCGACAUACCUGGGAUGGUCCAUCUUCAACACAUUGUGCUGCUGCCUUCCUCUGGGAAUUGCAGCCAUUGUGUUCUCCUGCCGAGCUGACACUGCUAACACCAUCGGAGAUGGCACAAGUGCUCACGAGCACUCCAGGACAGCAAGGAACCUGAAUAUUGCAGCGCUGGUCAUUGGAAUCAUUUUCCUCAUAAUCUUCAUUGUUCUUAAAGUUCUUCACCCGAACAAUUAACGGACUAAUUCUGUAACUCCGGAAGAUCAUUUUUUUUGUUAUUCCUCAUCAUUUUCAUGGGCAAUUCCAUCUAAACUUUGGCAGGGAAAGCUGCUUGCCCUUUACCUUUUACAUAAGACACAAAAAAAGUGAGAAAAAAAAAACCUCCAUGUUGAUGAAGUUUGCUGGUCUUGAGUUUUAAAACAAAAAGCUUUUAUUUUUUUACUUUUUCUUUUGUUUGUUUUUGGUUUUUUUCCUCUUUUUUAACAAAAAGUACUAGUUUAUUUAGUAUCAGUUUAUUCCCAAAGAAAUACGUUUUUAACCUGUGUUAUCUUGUAUCUUAUCUUUUUGUAUAUGAAUGUACUGUAUCUUUUCAUGUAUUCAAUAUCUUUUACAUAGCCAAAUAAAAUUUUACGCCUUUUCA